Oikopleura dioica is the source of this 300-nucleotide messenger RNA. Lineage: Eukaryota; Metazoa; Chordata; Appendicularia; Copelata; Oikopleuridae. The record is from the annotation of a GenBank genome assembly.
AUGGAGGGGGUGCACCACGCUAUGGAGCCAUCCACAGUGUCCACGUCAUCCAAGCUUACCGUUACCAGCGACAUAUCCUGCGAUGUUGCCAGCAAAAUGCUGGCAGUUCGAAAAGAGCAAAUGGAAUGCGACGCACUGGUCAACCCAGACAGAAACCGUGCGCCUUUUCGUGAUCGAUUUGCUGGACGUCCCCGGCGCGAAAAAACUGAUUCGGACAACAUUCAAUUCGCCGAUGAUUCUUCAGAUGGAGAAGAUUUAGCACGAAAAAUGGGCCGAUCAUUUCCCUGCCACUUACACUGA